Messenger RNA from Phyllopteryx taeniolatus (common seadragon), 2437 nucleotides. RefSeq names its product opsin 3 (gene opn3). Lineage: Eukaryota; Metazoa; Chordata; Actinopteri; Syngnathiformes; Syngnathidae. The transcript is spliced from 4 exons. The record is from RefSeq and is a predicted model, not a curated record. Gene Ontology annotation, biological process: G protein-coupled receptor signaling pathway; visual perception. Gene Ontology annotation, cellular component: membrane; photoreceptor outer segment. Gene Ontology annotation, molecular function: G protein-coupled receptor activity. Bases 62 to 1210 code for a protein of 382 amino acids.
AUGAGCAGCGGGCGCACACCGGAGCCACCACAAUGCCCGUCGGCGCCUUUUUAUCCCCGCAAUGAAUCCUUACAAUGAAACCAGAAGCGCCGAACCUUACCUUUUUGCUUUUGCCACCUACAAACUUCUCGCCUUCGCCAUCGGAACCAUUGGCGUCUUUGGCUUCUGCAACAACGUUCUUGUCAUUCUACUUUACUGCAAAUUCAAGAGACUUCAGACACCGACCAAUUUGUUACUCGUCAACAUAAGUUUGAGUGAUUUGCUGGUUUCUGUCGUCGGGAUAAACUUCACAUUUGUUUCGUGCGUCAAAGGUGGCUGGAUCUGGAGCCAAGCAACAUGCGUGUGGGACGGCUUCAGUAACAGUUUAUUCGGCAUCGUAUCGAUCAUGACGCUGGCGGCGCUGGCCUAUGAGCGCUACAUCCGGGUGGUGCAUGCCCAGGUGGUGGACUUUCCCUGGGUGUGGCGGGCCAUUGCCCACAUCUGGCUUUACUCCCUGGCUUGGACUGGGGCUCCACUCCUGGGCUGGAACCGCUACACACUGGAGAUCCACCGGCUGGGAUGCUCCUUGGACUGGGCAUCGAGGGACCCAAAUGAUGCUUCAUUCAUCCUCCUCUUCCUCUUCGCUUGUUUCUUCGUACCUGUUGGCAUCAUGAUCUACUGCUAUGGGAACAUCCUCUACACAGUACAAAUGCUGCGCUCCAUACAGGAUUUACAGACGGUCCAGAUUAUCAAGAUCCUAAGAUAUGAGAAGAAGGUAGCCGCAAUGUUUCUUCUCAUGAUCUUCUGCUUCCUGGUGUGCUGGACGCCCUAUGCUGUCGUGUCGAUGAUGGUGGCUUUCGGCAGGAAGAGCAUGGUCUCGCCCACUGUGGCCAUCAUCCCCUCAUUCUUUGCUAAGUCCAGCACAGCCUACAACCCCCUCAUCUAUGUAUUCAUGAGCAUAAAGUUCCGACGCUGUUUGCUGCAGCUGCUGUGUUCAAGGUUGUCUUGGCUGCAGCACAGCUUCAAAGAGCGCCCCCUGGCUCCGGUGGAACGCCCCAUCAGGCCCAUCGUUGUUUCAACUUCAUGCGGCAGCAGAAAGAGACCCAAAAAGAGGGUGACCUUCAGCUCCUCCUCCAUUGUCUUCAUCAUUACUAGUGAUGAUUUCCGCCGCUUCGAUGUGACUUCCAAUGCAGAGUCCUCUGCUAAUGUCAUACAAGUGAGGCCACUGUGAUCCCCCAGGACUGCAGCAGUCUUCUCAUUCUGUACUGUUUAGCAGUAUGCCUUAGGACCUGACAUACAAUUCCAAGCCAUAAUCCCCAUCUCCUGCAGGACUUUUUUAAAGGUCCCAUGCCAUCGUUUUUAUUUUUUGGUUCAUAAUCUUUUGUCUUUUUAUCAGGUUUGCAAGGUAAUUUGGGUUUGAAAUGCCCAGGAUGCCCUUUUUCAAGCUAUUGUAGUUGGUCUUUUACACCUGGCAGUUGAGACGCUUGGAUUUCUCAUGUAUAUUCCAUAUGUAAAUAAGAUUUGUUCUGAUUGGAUCACAGUCAUUCUUCAUUCAAAUAUAUGGAAAACAGCUUUUGCUCUGAUUGGUCCUUAGCUGUAUCAUGGUAUCUUGUGUUCACCAAGCGUUCAUAGCGAUGUCGAAUUUCGAUCCUUCGAUGAGGUCCUACUAUCACUGUGAAGCAGACUUCACCAAGCGUUUGUUGGGUUGUUGGCCCACUAAUAGGGAGCGUGAGUGAAAAUAAAGAUAUUUUGAAGUCAGGCUCGUUCUCCGCUCCCAUUCACUUGAACAUAACUGGCGCACGAUGUACUUCGCUCGUGCACAUUUAGGUGACAAUGAUCGCAGGCUUCGCUAUUUCAACCACAGUUUUGAAUUCGAAAUAUCGUUAAGUAUUGUUUUAAACCAAAACACAUGUAUACUUUAAAGACUGUAUGUGUGUGGCUUGGCAACGAUUGAGACUCACUCACUUAAAACCCAGAAAUUACUUGUUGCCAUUCAGCUGAGUUGAAUGAGUGGGUACCAACUACGAAGUGGGCAGGUACUUGAAUAAUUAGUAACUGCAUCACAAAAACACAGAAAUCUGAUAAAACAUCAGAAAAAAAAUCAUUUUGAUGGCGUGGGACACUUUUAAAUAAAUCUUUAAACGUGGAAGUUCAGGAUGCAGUUAAGCAUAUCUAAAUCACUUACACCUGACAGAGUUUAAAAAUGUAAGUAUCACAUUUGAUAUAACAUUACACAUGCUGUUAAAACUUACAACUACAUUUUUAUGCCAUAUUUGUCCUAAAACUGUAGGACUUUGUCAAGUAGUUAUUGAGUUGAACUAUGGAAGUACAUAACUGAUUAUUUGGUUGGUAUCCAAAGGCAAAUGGGUAUAAAUAAUAAAAUGAGACAGCUAACAGUCAUACAUGCUGGUAUUGCACUAUUGUGUAUAUUGAUUCAAUAAAGAGAUACUAUUUUCGA